GAAAAGUGCUAUUUACAAGUCAAAGCGCUACUUGAGGUCAAGUGAUAUGUUGGCACGCCCUAAACUAAAGCAAUCAGUUUGUAAAUAGGUCCGUCAGUCAUUACAGUCGUUGUCACCUUGUUAGUUAUGAAGUUUAUACAUGGUGAUUCCUGCGAUUGUGAUAUUAAAACUGUGUUUGGAUUUGACAUACCCAACUGUAUUAACAUGAAUGUCACACCAGGAAGCAAGGCGAAGAACCUCGUUCCAUUCGCAAUCGAGGCAUAUCGUGAUGAAUCGACAAAGUCUGUUAUAUGGUGGAGCAAACAUGGUGCUGUGGCGAAAACGGUCGCAUGUAGUGAGAUGUUCAAAAGAAAUAUUUCCAAAUCGGUCCCAUCAGGUGAACUCAAAAUGUAUCAAUGCAGCCGUUUGUAUCUUCAAUUCUGCAAAUGUUCAGUCCCGGAUACAACCAUAAAGUGCACAUUGGAGGAACCGGCUAUUGCAAUUUUGUUUUCUAAACACCCACUCUCAUGUGAAGAUACUCAACUGCCUGUUGAUUUCGGUGGAAGUAGUUUUGCAAACUUUGUGGACAAAGGAAGAACGUCUGAAGUGAAUUUAGCUAAUCCACCCAGCCGCUGUCGCCUGUCUCGUACUAUACGGAAGAAACGUGAUGUUUUUCGUGGACCUGGUACAUCUCAACCGAAACCUACCGUGAAUGAUUCUGCAGAAAAUACAGAUUUUUCAAAUUUCCCCUACCAAACACCUCGCCUUGCCCCAGCACUUUCAAAUGUGAACAAAGUAUUAAAAUCUAAAAAACUUCAAAGAAAACGUAAAAGACAAAUGGAAUCUCAAUGAUUUAUUAUCCAAUGAUUGUUUUGUUGCUGAUUUAUCCUGAGUAUAUUUAUGGUUGUUAUGUGAGCUACUUUUGUACAUAAAGUUUAGAGAAGAUAGAGGUAUACCUUACAUUGUAUUCAUUAAUUGGAUAUAAUGAAUAAUAGAAUACAUUGGGAAACAAACCCUAAGAUUAUUUUUUUUAACAGCGAUACUGUGCAACAACUGCUGCUUUGUAAAAUUUAUCCCUACAACUUGAUAGAAUAUUAGUAUAAAUCACAUACUGUAUAACCAAUCACCUGAAGAAACUGUUUUACACGGAUACGGGUUAAAGUUCGUUUUUGAAACUAGACAUUCACUACUUGACUUUUGCCCUCCUGUAUCACCCAAAUAGACUGAACAUUUGUCCUCUGCUUUGCAUUUUUCUAUGCUGACUUGUUUCACUUCAGAUUUCUCUUUUACUGGAGAUUCUUUUUCUAAGAUGUCGUCAUUUUGUAGUAAUAUUUUCUGAUCCAUUGAAUGUAUUGUUUGCGGAUAGAUAAAGUUUGUUUCUCGAUCUUCUUCCAUUACUGCUAUUCGCUUUCUCAGCAAAUUAACCUUUUAUAUUGAAAGAAAACAGGACAAAGCUUGAAU
Molecule: messenger RNA, 1440 nt
Organism: Trichobilharzia szidati
Lineage: Eukaryota; Metazoa; Platyhelminthes; Trematoda; Strigeidida; Schistosomatidae
Source: the annotation of a GenBank genome assembly